This is a messenger RNA of Folsomia candida, 1325 nucleotides long. RefSeq lists its product as uncharacterized. The transcript is spliced from 4 exons. The record is from RefSeq and is a predicted model, not a curated record. The coding region runs from base 28 to 1209 and encodes 393 amino acids. NCBI's taxonomy places the organism in Eukaryota, Metazoa, Arthropoda, Collembola, Entomobryomorpha, Isotomidae.
CAUCAAAAGGUGAGUAACUUAAUAAUAAUGGGCACUAUUGGUUGGAUUAUUUCAACAUAUUUUAAUUCAUUUGUAGCAAAACUCCAACUUCUCGAGGAUGACAUUGAAUUGCCACGACGGAUUCAAGAGAGAUCACAUCAGCCGACUCUCUUUUUCUACAGGAACGAUGAUGGAUGCCUGCAGGCUGAGCUUUUGGAAAACGGAACAGACACUAAAACAGUUCAUGAGAUCGUCCACAUUCCCCUUGUCAACACGGAUGGAGAAGAAGAGGCCAGCGUCAUUGGGAGAUCAUCAGAGGAUCCGUUGCGUACCGGAAUUAACAGAGCAGGAAAGGUGGAGAAAUCUGCCAUGGAUGAGGGAAACGUAUGCUCAGCAAGGCGAGUCCUGAAAUAUGGAGUACAAUACUCGCCCAACGACGCCCGCAGCACAAACGUCGCUACAAAUGAAGAUGACAUUGCUGACCUGUUGAAACGAUUCACUAGGAUCUUCCUUAAUGCAAUUUCGUCUUACAAACCAUCGGAAUGCCUGGAGAAGCUGGCAAAUUUUGAAGAAGUUUUGCGAGACCAUCUGAUGCAGCAAAAGAAAUUUUUCCCUCCUUCAACUGUGAAAUACAUGGAAUCUUGGGGAGAUGGCCCAAUGAUCGGUGAUUGGAACUUGUUGGCUCUCGAGCUGCAGCUCCCCCACCCAAACCCUGCACACUAUAUCUCGGUCCCGAUGUCGACCUUCCAAAACCUGAUGGAAAUUCUCAUUUACGAUGAGAACGCCAAUCAAUUGGUGGAUGAGUUGGAUUUGUGUGCGGAGUCGGCUAAAGCUUUGUUAGCGAAAGCUCAACUUCAAGCUCGUCCAGCUGUCAACCCUUUCUGGUUCUCAAAGGAGAAGAUGAUGAAGAAGGGAAAGGUCGCCAAAGCCGUCGAGUUGGUCAAAGUAGGCCACUCAGAACUUGAUGCUGCAGCACAGAUGGGAAUUCCCAGGAGGACUGUAGAAUUGGAGAUGAAGAAGGAUGGAGUCAAGUCCAAAUUUCGACCAGGGCGUCAACCAUCCACUCGCUACACAUCGACACAAAUGACUGCAGCCGUGGAGUUAGUGCGAGAAGGGAAGACAUAUGACGAGGCUCGUUCACCUUUCAAAAUUCCCAAACAAAGUCUGCAGGAUGCAUGUAAGCGUUUAGGAGUAAAGUCAGCCAGGGCCUACAAGAAGAAUCGCCUGUAAAUUUGUUUAUUUUUAUACUAUAUAAACCUACCCCAUUACUGCAAAAGUAAAAAAUUCCAAUUAUAUGUAGGACUAUAUCUAAAUACAUGUAUAUUUAGUUUUUCUUUUCGAGGAAA